UUUCAUCAGAACAGAGGGCACUGUGACAAAAGCCAUGAAGCUACGUAUUGUUACACUGAUAUAUCAUUCUGUAUCCAUGUAACUGGAAUGUGAAUGCCUUUUAUGCUUCUAUUUGACCAUGCAUUAUACAAAUAUCACUAUAAAUAUUGAAUAUAUUAGUCGAUAUUAGGUUGGUAGGUAAAUAUAUACUAUUAGUACUUGCAUGUUAUAACUCCUUUCCCAAUCGCCAUUUUAGCUUGGAAUGUUUAGUAGAAGCAUACGGAAUACUGACCUGUGAAUUGCUAGAACACAUAGAGAAAGACACGUUAAACUAGUUGAAGAAAUCAUAGAUAGAGAAAAGUUAAAACAGUUGAAGAAGAUGUUGUCUAGAUUAUCCAGGUUAACUUUAGGUGUUAGUCUCGUGUUGUUAUUGGUUGGUGGAGUUUAUUGUGAAGUUGUCGAAGGUUGUUAUGGACCACCGGAACCAUGCCUGGAGCGCACCCUGUCUUGUGAAGAUGGUAACGUUGUAAUAAUAAAUACAGAAAGAGCAACUAUCGUAUACGGUAGUAAGCGUAAUACUUGUAGAAGAUCACAGGAGGAGCAGUGUAAUUCGACUUGUUGUAUGUAUGAGUCAGGAGAUCGUAUAAGAUCAAUUCUCGGAAGGGAGCGGUUAUCCGUAUAUCAAAACUGUACCAAUCAACGCAGCUGUAACCUCACGCCAUUUUACCAACCUAAUACAGGCUACGAAUUUGUGUCUUACAAGUAUUUAUGUCUUAAAGAGAAUGCCGUACACAACUUGUUAAAUCUAACAGCCCAAUCAAUGACGAACGAGUCGUUUAUUUACUAUUCUGGCGAAGACCAACCACUGGACAAUUCGUGUUCCUGUCAGAUUAGCAACAUCCAGAUAGAAGAUACGUUGGUAGUUUACUACAGACUCUUAAGUUUUGAGACUUGUAGCAAAAUAAGAAUAUUUCCCCAAGACGAGAGAUUACUGAAUUGUAGUACAUAUAACGAGAACUUCCAAGAACCUGUGAAUAUGACUGGUGGUAGUCGACUUCAGUUCAAGGAUUUGGUAUUUAAACGUCAAGAGUUCUUCUUGUUUAAAUUAACAGUGAGCCAGGGUUCAAGAGAUAUCUCAUGUGUAUGUACUGGUCCACCUGUAAUUAAUAGUUCAGAGUUUGAAUAUACCGGUUUGAUGAUUGGUUUGAUUGUUGCUGCUCUUAUGAUAAUUGUAGGUGUAGUACUGUUUUGCUAUUGGAGGAAACGGACAGAGCAAGCAGAUGAUGUAACCGUUAACAACAGGUAAAACGGGUCGUUAGUCCAGGCAUGAUACAAAAAGUGGAGGCAGUUGCUGUAAUAGAAAUGACGACCACGGUUUAUGGUCGGUCUAGAGAAGUAUAUUAUCUGAGAAAUUGUCGUCGUGAUUUCGAGCUCUGUAAAAAAUACACGUGGAAUGUCACACAUUUUACUAUCAUUUUAACUAAUAUUGCAAAAUGUUGUAAAGCUAUUGAAAUGGAGGAGUCUGUGUCGAGGUAUAAAUGGCGCCAAAGUUCAAUCUUGCGGACCGCUGUAUUUUACAGUAUAAUUAGUCGCCAUGUCAAAAGAUGACAAAUGACAACUGGACAUUAAUCUAGUGAGGCUGGUGUCCCUAAAUAAAUGACAAUCGUUAAUAACUUGCAGAUCUAUCAUUUUUAUAAAGCAUAUAACAAUGAAAUUGUUCAUCACUCUAUGUAACCCAAGCAAAACAUGCUGAUUGUCGAGCUUAGUCAAGAUAUUGACGUAAUGAAACUAUACACGUUGCUUAGAUCCGCUCAUUAUCCAACUUAGCCAAGGCAUUCACCUAAUAAACGACUGGACAAAGUUUGAACAUUCGAGCUAAAUUAGAAGCAAUGUUAUUUACCCAAAAAUUGUGAUAAACAUACGAUACAGACAGGUGGACAGAUAGGCGGGCGGACGGACAUAACUUUUCUUGUAACAGCGAUCACCGCCUGCUAUUCGUCCCUAUCAGACCACGUAAAAAAAAACAAUGGCUCGCAAAAACGACAUUUGGUACCAUGAACCUCAUAGAACUCGUCCCGUCUACUUCCAUAGCUUUACAACCUUUUUAAAUUUUAGCUGGGGAAAGGGGAAGAAAAACUUAAGAAUAAACCCUCUACAGAAAAAACUCGGCCUUCCCACCUCGGUUUUUCUUUUUCUCAAGUUAUUUUCUUCAGUCUUUCUUUCUCCUUCCCCAGCAUAACAUCAGUCUCGUGCUUUAUCCUACAUACAUUGACUUGGCGGUAUAACUAAUCACCUAUGUGUAUGGAAAUGGAUUCAGCUACCCAGAAAGAAUACAAAUUGGCAUUUUCCAGCCAAACUGGUGGCUAUUUUAGAUUUUGGACAGUAUGUCCAUUUGGACACGAAUUUCCGCCUGGGACUUUUUGGGGUGAUAAUAUACGUCUAAACCGACCAUAUAUCUUAGUGGGUAUUUCUAUUGCGGCAACUGCUCGGGAUGAUGGUGAAUAUCGAUCGAGGAUGACGGGGACAGAGACAAUUACGUAAUACCUUGUGAAGACACUGGUUUUAUCCCGAUAUGAACAACCCAACCGCUUCCAGGAGUACGAGUGGAACCACGCCUGGUACUGGGAAACAAGUGACGUCACCUGAACCACCCGAUGAUUUCUAUGAAAAGGUGGAGACGGACCCCGACGACGACGCAGCACUGGAUAUAUAUGAGGAAAUGGACAGCGCGAAACUUUAAUGAAAUCUUGGCUCAGUGAGUAAGGCGCUGGAUUAAUAACCAGGGGGUAUAGGGUUCGAUACUAGGGGGUUUUCCGGUGUGGUUGGCCCUUGUUAGAUGGUACAGGACCGAGAACCUGAACGGGAAAGUGUCUAGUCCCUCGGGCGGAUGUAAUAACCCUGGUCUCGAGUGCUUGUUGUGUACGUAAAAGAACACUUGCAAAUUGGAGUUGGAUAUAAGAGUAGGCCGUAUCGCCUCUGUCCGGGCAAACUUUUCUCUAUAGUACAUUGGGAACGAAAUCUGACCACCUGGUUAGCGAGCCAGUGCCUUACUCACUGAGCUAACGCGGCCCUCCCAUUAUAAAUGAAUAAGUUUAUAAUAUUUACUACUAUUUGAUUAUUGUAAUCUUUAUAAUAUGUUAUUUUUGUAUGUUAAUAUGAUAUAGCAGGUAGAUAAAUUGUAUAAAUUAAAUAUUAAUAUAGUGUUACAACCAUCGAUUGGGAAGCCGGUAAAAUACUAAUUUUACUUUAAACACUAUUUUAUUCAGAUUUGUAUCUGAAUAGGGAUAUGUAUCUGAGUAGGGAUGUGUAUCUGAAUAUGAAUUUGUAUCUGAAUAGAGAUUUGUACCUGAAUAGGGAUUUGUAUCUGAAUAGGGAUUUGUAUCUGAAUAGGAAUUUGUAUCUGAAUAGGGAUUUGGGGAACUGCAUAUUAUCCUAUAUCAUAUAUUUUUGCCUGUCAGAUAUAGAUAUAGAUAUACAUGUAUUUACAUUUUAUAAAUAAACAAAAAAUGUACAA
Molecule: messenger RNA, 3493 nt
Organism: Patella vulgata (common limpet)
Lineage: Eukaryota; Metazoa; Mollusca; Gastropoda; Patellidae
Exons: 6
Coding region: 359-1285 (308 amino acids)
Source: RefSeq, a predicted model, not a curated record